AUGUCAUCCAAGAACGACAAACUGGUGCACAACUUGUCGUCAAAGGAGCUGACGGAGGAACAAAUGCAGGUUUUACGGCAUAAGGCCUCAUUCAACACAGCCGAUGCCAAACCUGCCAACACGUUCGCAACAUGUUCAAUCCUCAGCUCGACGAGAGCGACAGACGAAACGAAGAACCCCAUUCGACACCAAGCGUCCUCCCUCCUCAUGGCUCAUAGGCCGCGCGACGUGCUUUCCAAGGUCGAGCGCGAUGCACUUAUGGAACUCAGGGCCGACAACGACCUCGUAAUGGUGCCUGCGGGAAAGGGGCGUUCAACGGUCGUAUUGGACAGGACAGACUACAAUCAAAAAGCCAAAAGCCUAUUGGAGGAUCGUCAGUCCUAUGUCCCAUGCGAAUCCAACCCCAUAAAACGCUGA
Messenger RNA from Spirometra erinaceieuropaei, 417 nucleotides. The record is from the annotation of a GenBank genome assembly. NCBI's taxonomy places the organism in Eukaryota, Metazoa, Platyhelminthes, Cestoda, Diphyllobothriidea, Diphyllobothriidae.